AUGCUCGGUGCUGCUUUCCGCCCACGCUGCCCCACAAACGACUGCUCGGGACACCUCAUCCGUGACGGACCAGUUAAACGGCCUCGACGCGUUGUCGAUGUCGAUCGAUGCUUCUGGCUGGUCGGGCACUCAUAUGCCUGCAGCCAGGGAACGUGCCGGAAAAAGUUUCGCUCAUGGGACCAACGUGUUCUGGCGCGUAUCCCGCAACCGCUGGCUGCCGAAUUCCCUGCCCAUCUUACGUGGCGUAGCGGGCUUUCCAAACGCGCAUUUGGCGUUCUACGGUCAUGCAUCCAGCACGGGAUGGGCUCUUCGGAGGCUGCAGAUCUGUUCCGCAUGCAGCAUCUCCGACGUUACGACGAGAUGCGUUUGCAGUACCUGCAAAAGAAGUUUGCGCAGAUGGAGCUCUUCAUGGGCGAGAGCGGGCAGUCGGAGGAUUAUGAGGUGUACCCCGCAUUUGAGGACCACUGCACUGGAGGGUUUACACCGAGUGGUCAGUGGUUGCGCGAUGUCUAUGACGACUUUAUCGAGUCGCACCGGAAUGAGCUUAACCAACAUACGGCGAUGGGGUCAGGAAGAGUCUGCGCAAUCGACCACAGUCACAAGCUCGCUAAACACGUCUUCAAAGUUGAUGGUGUCCCCAUCUUCACCGCCCUGCUCACCGUCACCAACGAGAAGGGCGAGAUUGUCGUUUGCGUAUUUGUUGCAACCAAGUCGCAUUCCCAGUUCGACGAUGCGCUACAGCGCCUCGCCCACGACCUCGAGUUCUAUGGGCAUUGCCUACCCGAGGUCUUCUACACCGACAACAUGGUUGACAAGGCCAUGCUCGAGAGGAUAUUCCUGUCCCUUCUCGAGGCGGUCAUCCCUGUUGAGAAGUACUCCCAUCUCCCACUUUUUGACACUCCCUCGUUUGUUUGCAACCCCAUUGUGCUCGACUCCGAGACGUCAAUCAAUAACACCAUACAAGCCAUUCUCGAGGAUGUUCCUGACCACGGGGAAAUCGUUGUUGGGUUCAACUCCGAAUGGAACGUCGACAUGACACAGUACGGGCGGUUUAAUGGUAACAGCCCUCCGGCUGUUAUUCAAAUCGCGUAUCGAGAGGCUGUAUACAUUCUACAGGUUGGCGAGAUGCUCAGCCGUGCAAGCCUUCCCAACCAGCUUGUCAACUUCCUCUGUCAUGCGCAGGUCAUCAAAGCUGGCCGCCAGGUUAACGGUGACCUUGGUCGUCUUGCAACUGCCUGCAAUCGCCCUCCAUCUGAUUUCCAAGGUGGUCUCGACCUCGCUGCCUUUGCCAAGGCCCGAUUCUUGGUGAAGAAGGCAACACUAUCUUUGGCGGACCUUGUUGCUUCGCUUUUGCACCAGUGCUUGCCCAAGCCAGCGUCAGAGCGAAUCAGUAGCAACUGGUCGGACAAUGAGCUUUCGCAAGCUCAACUCGAGUACGCGGCACGUGAUGCGUAUGCCUCGCUUCGGCUCUAUAACAAAAUCAACGAAACACCACUCCCAACACCAUCCACCUCUGCGGAAUCGCCUGCCCCGGGGAUGCCGGUUAUCCUCCUCACCGACGAUAACAAGAUCCCCGCUGCUCGGGGGACCGUGCUUACCAUCACCGAUGUUCUUGUGCCUGCUGCCAUUAUCGGGAUCAACAAGGACGACAACAAGCAGCCUCGCUCGCUCGCUUCGUUUGGUACAGCACCAUUCGACGUCAUUGCCCAUCAUGCACACGUUCGCCUUGUUCCAACCCCAGCUACUACAUCCUCCUCAACUUCCUCACUUUCCUCAUCCGGACCACUUCCUGCAUCCGAAACUCCACCUACCGAGCCCUCUGAGGAUCUCAUUUCCGCAUUCGAGAGCCUCGAUGAGCCAGAUCCUGUUGACGCACCUCCAGCGACGGCAGAAUCAGCAACUCCCGACCCAGCAAGCGCCACAGCUGGAGUGGCAGCAUUGGGAGAACAAGCUUGCGAUUAUCUCCGUUACCUGCAUACAGUGCGUAGUCAUGUUCUCAAGGAUAUCUUCCAUGUCUUUCAUAUGCUCUACCUUUCUCAUACCCAUGGACUUCGUCUUGCCUUCAUUCGUGCUUUUCGAGAUACUUGCCUUAUUCCCCAUCCUGCCGAUAAGGCUCGGAUUGAAGCGUAUCUCAAAACCAAGGAUCUUACUUGGGAGGAUAUGCUUCGAUUCCGACCUAAAUGGCUUUGGCAUCGUUGUCGACGGACUGUCCCUCCUCCCGAGCUUCUUUAUCCCCUUGUACGCGAACUCUUCCUACUAUACGGACCUCUCAAGGAUGCCAAAACUGGACUUCCUCUCUUCAAUGCUGCUGCAUGGAAGAUUGCGAAGAACAUCCUUGAACUUAUACGAUACGGAUACGUCUCUGACAUCCCUGGUGUUAUCCUCUACUACUGCAUUGGCUUCGAUAAGGAGGCUGGCGGCUUACCACUCUAUCGGUGCAUUCGCGGCACCAAUAUGGUUGAGGGUGGUGUCCACACUCACCUACUCAAGAAGCUUCCAUCCCGGGGUGCUUCGGUUCGCCAUAUGGUAGCUUGUCUGCUCGAUUUUGUCCUCCGCCAUAACCUCACGGUUGGUCACUUCAACUCGACGGGCAAGAAAUACGCCGGGCACGACUCAAUAUGGCUUACAAACCAGAUCCAGCAACUUGAGAUUACUCUUGGCGAGUACUACGGUAAAGCACCACUCGAGCUCUCCUGGGUCAACGGAAAUCUCUUUGAGCAAUCCGAGCAGUCGGUUGGCAUCGUCAAGAUUCCCCAGUCGAUCUGCACGUCGCUCGAGAUCCAGUCGUACAACACCGCGACCGACAGCAAACAGAAACAAGCAUAUUUGGCCAAAAUGCAGGGCACUCGGAUCCCAGUGCUUCCAGUUCACACCGUUGCCGAGAAGAAGCUGUUUGCUUCACUCAUGCGGACCUCGGAGAAGUUUUCGUCGUGCAAGAACAGCAUCACCGCUGCUGCCACCGUCAUCUGGAAUCGGAGCGCAAACCCAACAGAGAUGAUCUUCUACAAGCUCGAGGAGCAGCUCACGUCCUACUUCAACGGUGCAUACAAAGACGGCGCCAACAUUCGCUUGUCGUGUUCUCGCAUACGUGACGAGACAAGCGCAUUCGAGAAAACAAUCCGCGAGCCUUCUCGCUCCAACCAUAUCGUCAACGCGCCAAGUUCGGAGCUUGUCCUGCAUCGUGUUACUGCGGGCUUCGCAAACGCACCGUCUCCAGAGCCCACCGCAAGCUCAUCCACACCACCAUUGGCAUACACCACUUCCUUCUCAGCCGUUAACCAGCUCUCCCUUCCCACCGCCCAGUCAACCAUUGCUAACAGUCGCAAACGUGCGCUCGACGACGACGCGGCAGCCAGUCUACCAGCCCCGAAACGAGUCCAACCAACGAAAGUCCGCCAUUGCCCGCGUUGUACGAUGGUGUCAUGCGCAGGACGCAAUGGCUGGUACAAAUGUACCAACUCGUGCGCCGAUUGUGGAAAACGCAAAGUUGUUGAUUGUGCAGGGCGGAGUUCACGAGCUAAGGACAAGAUCCGUUGCGUGGAGGCAUCGAAGCUGCCUCCGGACCAGCUCACGGAUGAAGCCUGCUCGCAUCUGGGCAUUACGAGGCAUAAUCUGCCGACAGCGCAAAGCCGGCUCGCAUUUUAA
Mycena indigotica is the source of this 3645-nucleotide messenger RNA. RefSeq names its product 3'-5' exonuclease domain-containing protein. The transcript has 7 exons. The coding region runs from base 1 to 3645 and encodes 1214 amino acids. NCBI's taxonomy places the organism in Eukaryota, Fungi, Basidiomycota, Agaricomycetes, Agaricales, Mycenaceae. The record is from RefSeq and is a predicted model, not a curated record. Gene Ontology annotation, biological process: nucleobase-containing compound metabolic process. Gene Ontology annotation, molecular function: nucleic acid binding; 3'-5' exonuclease activity.